This is a messenger RNA of Colletotrichum destructivum, 1024 nucleotides long. RefSeq lists its product as uncharacterized. The coding region runs from base 591 to 968 and encodes 125 amino acids. NCBI's taxonomy places the organism in Eukaryota, Fungi, Ascomycota, Sordariomycetes, Glomerellales, Glomerellaceae. The record is from RefSeq and is a predicted model, not a curated record. The transcript has 2 exons.
ACACCAGCCAGGAGGCCUUGUGUCCGGCCCUCUACUGUCCUCCAUCUUUCUUGUCCGAUUGGCUCGUCAUGGUAAACUCUGAAACCUGAUGCGCUCGAUUAGCUUGCGUCUUAGCACAUGGAUAACAAUAGUUGUACGAAGAAACAAGUCUGUUGGGCGAUCUGUGCGGAAAGUGCUGCUCUUGCGCCUUUCUUGGGCUGCCGAAGCUUAUUGUUACGACCGAGACUCAGUUGGUGACUGACGCAGCCUGGAGCGACCCCUGACGCGAACAACAGGGCGAGGAGACUGGUUGAUUGAUCUUAAACAUAUUAGGCAGAUGUCGCUUUUGGCCGCAGCAUGUCCGACGGAACUUUCCAUUUCCCCAUAUUUCUCCUCCCCUCCCCGCCGUAUCCCUCAGCAACAGCCCCCUCACGUGUUGCCUACCUCAAUUUCUUCCAUCCCUCUCCACUUCGUACUUUAAGCUGGUCCUUCUUCAUCGGUUUAUCGGAUUACCGUCGUUAUCGUCUAUCACUACUUCACCACUACGCAACUAUCUAAGGUUACUGAUUUAUUCUCGUUUAUCAGGUAUUCUUAUCCUUGCAUGUCCCCUCAUGCCAGAUACCCCUUCCUUUGUAUGUACUCGGCGCCAGCGACCUUGGAGUUCUACUAUCUCGGGGUCUUACCGGACUUGCGUCGAUUACAGAGCAAAGGAAGCUACUCGCAAGGCUCAGAAAAGACACUCCCACUCUACCCAAUUCAGAAGGCCAAGUCUCUCUAUUCGCAGAACUCAGUCUAUCGCUCGCCGUUCCAGUUCUGUCACUACCUCUGUGAGCAAUGAAGGCCCAUUAGCUUGCUCCACCUGUAGAAGACUUUGGAUUUCAGUGCGGUUUCGGACUUGUGACGACUGUCGAGUUCGCCUCGCGUCUCGACUUCCCAGUUGGUUUGCCAUUUUCGGUGCGACUGCUUGUGUGACCAGGCCUUCACUGUAGACCGUUGAUACAGUAUCGUCGCCCAUGUAUGACUUGCUGGACUUCUGUGUAGUUUU